GUGUUUGGCAAGCCUGUCUCAAGAACUCCCGCCUUUUGUGAAUAUACUGGCAUUCUGCAUAUAAAGCAAUUCAACGAGGAGUGUUAAUUCAUGUUUUCGUCUGGUUUUGGUUUCGGGUUUAGAGGACCUUAGGUGGAUUCUAUAUAUGUUAUUGAGAAGCAAAGUGAAACGUGUGAUCGGGCUGUGUAGUGAGGAUAUGAAAAGUAUAGUGACAGUAGUAUAAAAAAUUGUUUAUGGUGCCUCUCAACUCAAUUGCCAUAAUUUGUUUCACAUCAUUGUAUUCACCGGUGUUGUGAGAGCCAUUCACAACACAAGUACAAAAAAUUUGGAAAUGACAGAUGAAACAAUUCUUCCCUCAUUAGAAGAAUGGUUAGACACAAUGUCAUUUUCUAUGUCACCAGAUCAUCUGAAAAGGAUCUCUUGCCAAGAAAAGCUAAAGCCAAUCCUUAAUGCAUUGAUUACUUUUGUGCGUCCAAAAGAGACAGUGAGGAAGGCAAAGCAUAUUUUACUAACCAAGAAACAGAAGAGCCAAGAAGCUUGUAAAGAACUUGAAGCAAUGAAGAAAAGAAAUAAAUUGAAGGAACAAUUGCGAUGUAAAGAGGAAGAAUUUGUUAUGAAAAAAAAAGAAUACACAAAACUUCUCAAUGAAAAUAAAAAUUUAUUACAAGAAAUUCAGUGGACACUGAGCAUCUUGAAUGACGAGAAAAAGAAGUUUCUUUUUCUGUUAUUAAAUGAAAAAGCACUGAAUGACACAACAGUGCAAUAUCAUUUGUUGAGGAAGAGUGUUCUUGAAGCGAAAGAGAAAGAAAGUAAAAAAAAGGAGAAACUUGGACCUUUGCAAGAUUUCAGUGAAGUAAGAGAAGCAGUUUUUGAAUGUCAAGAAUACAUUUUGAAUACACGGAAGAAAAAAGAGGUGCAAUUAGAAAGUAUUCAAAAUAUUUCCAGAGAAUAUGGUUGUAAUGGUACCAAUACUGAAACUUUGGAAUGGAGAUAUGACAUUAUUGAGUUUGUGUCUAAGAAAUUAGGAAAUAUUCCUUUAAAGAGGGUAUUUGAAGUUCUUUUAGAGCAGAAGCAGCAAAUUAUAAAUUCCAUUCAACAUCCACCUAGCACAACCAAUUCAGAUGAAACAAUUCAGUUUGUGCCAAGAAAAACAAAUUCAGACACAGCUUUUGUAAAAAGAACUUAUGAUAGGUUACAAGCAAAAAGUAAUUUCAAAGCAUUGGAAAGUAAUUUCUUUCUUUCAAAUUAUGCAGAGCGAAAUGGAUUGAUUGACAGCAAAUCAUAUUCAAAAACAAAACAGUUGAUGAAUGAAAGUAGGAUAUCAUUAUCAAGAAAUGGUGAGGAUACUGCUAGCUGUCAAGUAAUGGAGAAUUUGAAAUUGUCUGAGAGUAAUCUGCUGAGUAUUGAAAAUCAAAUUGCAGAAAAGGCAAUCGAGUGCAAAAAUUUAAAAAUACAUUUGAAAAAAAAUCUUACUGAAGUGUCAAGAAGAUUGUCUGGUAUAAAACAGUUUUGUAAAAGAAUCUCCAACUCUGGCCGGCAUGGCUUGCCUAAGGAGGACUGUCAACAUGGGCUGCAAACAAAUGAAUUGUAUAGUUGCAUGGAAGAGCUUUGCCAGCUAGGGCCGAAGGAGAUUCAGCUUUUUGCCGAUUUACCCCUUAUUGCUCUAGAGAAAUUGACCUUGGAGAAUGGAAAAAGUGUGCCAGUUUACGAACUUCAUUCUCACUACCUCAGAGUUCUUUCUAAUACUCCCAAGUUGUCCAAAUCAACUUUACCUGUGAUGAAAGAUUCCUGUGGACUGGCACCACAUUACUUGUUGCUGCAUGUUUGGAAUCAGUUAAGCUAUCUUGGAGAACUUCAAAAAGCCCACUCCCUGAUGAAACCAUUUUCUGCGACUUCUGUAAAUUCAAGAGUUGAACCAGAAGAUAGAUCUGAAAAACUUGAGAUGAUACAUGACAGUUUUCUUGGUAUUAUAUCAAAGUUUGCAUCUGUGUCGGAUGAAAUUGGGAUGCUUUUAGAUAUUAUGAGGCACCAUCCAUUGACUGAUCUUGUUCCCAAGGAUCUCUUUAUGGAAGGCCAGCCAAUUCAGUUUUAUAUAAAUUUGUUUAACAAAACAAAGGAAAAUGAAAAUCAUUUUUCUGGUAUUACUGAAGAACAUUUGGAAGAAUUGUAAAAUCAUGAAAUUUUUCCUUUUUUUCCCAUUAAUAUUCAAAAAAUGUUGCUUAGUGUUAAUAAAAAAAGUAUAAUCUGUUAAAAGCCAAGCAUGUUAUUGUGCUGUAAUUAAAAAUUUAUUUCUGUAUUCAAUUUGUAUACAAUUAUAACAUCAGGGGAGAUAUUUCUGUGAGUCGUUUCAGUGAACCAUCAUGUUCCUAAUUAUUGGUAAUAAAUGAUUGUGGGCCUGUCUUGUCCCAAAAGGAUAGAUAUUUGUAGAAAUUGUUUGUUUAAUAUUUACCACUUUUGUUGAAGCCUCUAUUUCCCUGGAACUUUCUAUGUGUUUCCAAGAAGCAAAGUGCAACUGUACUCACUAGCAUCCUUUGCUGGAAUGAUGCUUUUGGGUUUCUGUACUUUGAUCACCAUAGUCUCUCUCCAGCAAGUAGAACUACGCCAUACAGCAUCUCUCACACCCAAGCUUCCAUCUUCUAUCUUGCCAAUCAUCUUCUUUAAUGUAACGAUUUCUCAUUGUCUGUUACACACCAUCAUACCAUGAUAAUAUCUACCUCUCUUUCUGUGCAUUGGCUUCUGUCACCACCAAGUUUUUAAUAGUCAUCUUUCCUCUGGCAUUCUUCUAAGAUGCCUGUAUCAUUUUCACCUUCUCUUUCUCCUAUUUUAUCCACUGCAUCCGAAAUGACUCCCAUUUACUGCCUUACAUUUAAUUUCUGAUUCUUAACAACCUAGUCAUCUUCCAUUACUAAAUCUUUUCUGAUCCCUUCUACCACCAUGUGGAGUCUUUUUGAAAUUGGUUUUCAAGCUCCAUUUUCCAUAUUCCUCAUUUAAUUUCCUUAAAAUAUGAGUAUUCUCUUCAUCCUCUGCAAAUAUCACUUGGUUACCUCAGUCAUGAACCAAAAUGCGUUGAGCUCUGAUUCAUGAAACUAGCAAUGCAGCAGUCCUAUUUUUUGAAAAAACAAAUUUAAAUUUACUUGAAGGGACUAAAUAUCUAUGAAUUCUAGAUUUUCUUGCUUUGCAUGUAAUAUUCAGUUUUCUUUCUGAUGAGGGAGCACUCCAGAAAAUUUGAAAAUUACUCUUUUGCAUCACCAUAUUAUGAAAGGAAUAGUAAUAGAGAAUUGUGAAUGAAAAUCAUAUUUGCAUUUUAUUUUUUGCAGAGUAAUAUGUCGAAUAUAUAACAGUGUGCUUAUUGAUUCAUUUUUUCAGAUUAGGAUUUAUUAAUUGAAAAUAUGAGCAGUCAUUAUU
Messenger RNA from Gryllus bimaculatus (two-spotted cricket), 3405 nucleotides. The record is from the annotation of a GenBank genome assembly. Lineage: Eukaryota; Metazoa; Arthropoda; Insecta; Orthoptera; Gryllidae.